This is a messenger RNA of Exaiptasia diaphana, 2716 nucleotides long. RefSeq names its product cytochrome P450 10. The record is from RefSeq and is a predicted model, not a curated record. Gene Ontology annotation, cellular component: mitochondrial inner membrane. The transcript is spliced from 2 exons. Gene Ontology annotation, biological process: cholesterol metabolic process; glucocorticoid biosynthetic process; C21-steroid hormone biosynthetic process. NCBI's taxonomy places the organism in Eukaryota, Metazoa, Cnidaria, Anthozoa, Actiniaria, Aiptasiidae. Gene Ontology annotation, molecular function: heme binding; monooxygenase activity; iron ion binding. The coding region runs from base 40 to 2418 and encodes 792 amino acids.
CCCUGGAACGAGCCGGUCAGAAUCUUCGAGAUAAACAACAUGGCGUUUUAUUCUUUCUCGUCUCCUUUAAGAUUUACAAAGUACUAUUCAUGUCUUGUUCGUCCAGCGAUGCGUCCCUUGUCUACUCUGGUAGCUGACAAAGAUUUGAAAACAAUCGAUGAUCUUCCUGGCCAUCCUAGCUACCUUGGACURAGCAUGGCGAUUCGUGUUGCUAUCGCUAAGCUUUUCAAUAACAAACCUUUGGGAAAAUUAGCUUUAGAUGCDCAGUUCGAAGAUGUUCAGAAAUUUGGGAGCAUUUUUAGGUCUGAAUUCSCAGGCGUUAAAAUGGUAACAUUGAGCAACCCCAACGAUGUGGCCAAGGUGUUACGUAAUGAGCCCAAGUAUCCAAAACGACUUGACAUUCCAGUUAUUGAYCUUUACCGUGAGCAGAGGAAAGCAGCUCCUGGAGUCUUCUUUGCCAAYGGAGAGGAUUGGUACAGAUAUCGAAGCACCGUCAGUAAACGUAUCUUAAAACCACGAGAAGUAAGCGAGUAUAUACCAGUCUUUAACGACAUCGCAAGCGACUUCGUAACUCGACUUAACUUCGUUCGAGAUCCCGCGGGAAUUGACACUGAGUAUGAAGUAACAAACAUUGACAAGGAGUUGUUUAAGUGGUCUUUUGAGUCAGUUGCCCAUGUCCUGUUUGAUCGACGAUUUGGGUGCCUUGGAAACCAGAUUAACCCGGAAGCUGAAGAUUUUAUCAAAUCUGUUGGUGGAUUUUUGGACACUAAUGAAUUGAAAGGACGACAUGCAUGGACGAUGUUGUUCACAAGAAACUACUUGAAUUUUCGUAAAAUCUUUCCCAUUCGACCMAGAGAAAUAUGUCCAUUCUCGUCUUCUUCAUGGACACAAAGCACCCUGAAGACUGUAGAAGASCUUCCGGGAAAGAAGAGUUUACUUGGUCUUGGAAUUGGGAAGAUUGUUACUCAAGCACUUCGUGCUACGAACCCAUUUCUACUACCUCCAAAGAAACCUCUUGGRGCAAUUAUGCUUGAAUUACAGACCAGAAGUGUAAAUGCGUUUGGACCCAUCUUCAAGACUGUUGUUCCUGGACAAAAGCCAUGGGUAAACUUAGGUGAUCCUGUGGAAAURGAAAGAGUUUUACGGAACGAACCCAAGUAUCCUAGAAAAAUAUCUUUUCCAGUUCUUGAUUACUAUCGCCAACUCAAAAAAGCAGUUCCUGGAGUAUUCUUUGCUAAUGGAGAGGAUUGGUACAGAUACCGCAGCACCGUCAGCAAACGUAUCUUAAAACCACGAGAAGUAGCGGAGUAUAUACCAGUGUUUAACGAUGUCAUAACCGAGUUCGUAACUCGACUUGAUUCCACACGAGUACCCGCAGGAACUGACACUGAACAUGAAGUACAAGAUCUUGAAAACGAUCUUUUUAGGUGGGCUUUUGAGUCAGUUGGCCACGUUGUUUUUGAUAAACGACUUGGGUGCCUUGAAAAUAAUGUUAAUCAAGAUGCUCAAAGYUUCAUUGACUCWGUUGARGGMCUUCUUUCUACAGCGCCCAGUGUUGCCCUUCUACCAGUUUGGUUCUACAAAAUUUAUGAAACCAAAACCUUUAAGGAAUUUGUUUUCCAUUUGGAUAAUAUGUAUAAGUAUGCUGAUCUGUUUAUUGAUGAAARUGUCAAAGAACUAGAGAAGAAAAGAAAUGUUGAAGAAAAUGAAAAUGAAGAAAAUGGUGCRGAAGAAAAUGCUGGUUUUAUGCAGUACCUUUUGUUCAAYCGMAAACUAUCAAGGGAUGAUUUAAUGGGCUGCAUGAUUGACUUGCUGUUUGCUUCCAUYGAUACAACAGCCAAUAGCAUGCAGUGGUUUUUGUACAUGAUGGCRAAAAAUCCAGACAAACAGGAAAAGGUUUUCCAGGAAAUAUCAAUGGUACUGCAGGAUAAUGAACUUCCAAGUGCUGAAACCCUUGUCAAAAUGCCUUACCUCAAGGCUUGCUUCAAGGAAACACUACGGCUAUAUCCAAUUGUWAGUCAAACAGGCCGAGUCAUUCCUACAGAUAUGGAGAUCCUUGGCUACAUUAUCCCAAAAGGAACUCAAAUUGUAUUUUUGCAUUACUACAUGGGAAGAAGUAAAAAAUAUUUCARUAAUCCAAAUGAUUUUAUACCUGAGAGAUGGCUGAAAGAUGGAAAGAGAGAAAUAGGUGCUGCCACUCAAGCUUUUGCUUCUAUUCCUUUUGGAUUUGGUACAAGAAUGUGUGCUGGACGACGUAUAGCUGAAUUAGAACUCUACCUAUUGGCAACAAGGUUACUGCAGAUGUACAAACUCCAGUACGAUGAAAAUGAGAUUGUGGAGCCAUUUGUGAAGAGUAUUACAACUCCAGACAGACCACUACGAGUGAAAUUCAUUCACAGGAAUCACAMUUUGUUAUAACCAUCAGUUAAAGUUAUUUAUGUACAUUAGAAUAAAUGUCAGUAUGCUCAUUUAAUAGGUCUCAAUUCAUUUUACUGCAUAAAAGCCAAUUGAACCAGAAGAUUUUAAUUGAUUGAAAUCUUGGUAGUUUAUUAUGUGUUUUAAUCAAUACAAUAAAGAUUCAAUUAGGUCAUCAAUUAAAUAAAGAACUUUCAAUAAAUCACUGAUAACAAAUGAGUUAUUGAUUUGUGUAAAUACAAAUUAAAGUUAUCCUUUUUAUGUGAAAAAGACAGAUAWGAAAUAAAUCAACAUGAAAUUA